Closterium sp. Yama58-4 is the source of this 762-nucleotide messenger RNA. The record is from the annotation of a GenBank genome assembly. Lineage: Eukaryota; Viridiplantae; Streptophyta; Zygnematophyceae; Desmidiales; Closteriaceae.
AUGGAGGCUGACUUAUUCGAGGCAAUCCCGCUCGCCGUCUCCUACCCUCCCGAAGGCCGAGUCAACUUCCCCGCGAACCGCAGCACCGCAGCCAACCGUCCUUUCGGGGAAGAAGCGCCGUCAUUCGUUCCUGAUCAAGCCGCUGGGACUUACCCUCCGAAUGUCGAGGCACGGGAUUUUCAACCUGAAGCCGGCAGCAGCGCCGGCCAUUCUCGCCGGCGGCCGGUAGUCUGGCCGGUGUGCUCGGGACCCAGCACGAAGCCGACGGUGAUCACUUUCCGAAAUGCGACGGACACUGCCGUGCAACCGUACUGGGUCGACUACGACGGGAAGGAGGUCCCGUACGAGUGUCUGCAGCCGGGCCGCGUGUACAGGCAGCGGUCGUUCGUGCAGCACCCGUGGGUGUUUCGCGACAAGGCGACGCACGAGCCGUUCGUCGUCGGCAAGCGAGCUUUGGCUUUCCCGCAGGAUUCGUCACGGAGCGAGAUGAUUAUCAAGCGUCCGGAGUUGCUUCCGUGGACAACGCAAACGCACUAUCGGUUCCCGAUGGAGUUCAGAGGUUGCGUGGCUACGUUGCUCCUCUGCUGCAAUAGAUUAACGAAGCAACAGCACGCGGAGAACCUGCCUGUGAGGCGGAAACGGUCUCCAGCCGCUUCCCCGCUCGGAGAUCUCCUUGCGGGAUUACCAUCGGAUGUGCUGCUUGUGAUUAUAGCGAGAGCCGCGCCAGUGCAACCAGAUAUCGAGGGUGUGUGCUGCUACUAG